AUGUCGGGGUAUCCGAACCAUCAAGAGUAUGAUGAUGGCUACGGCCAUCAUCAGCAGGGCAACACUGAGUCCUACUACGACAACGACCAGGGCCAGUACUACGACCAGAACGGCUACGAUGCUCAUGGAGGAGCUCACGCAGAGGGUCAUGACGGCUAUUAUGACGAGUCGGGCUACUACAAUGCUGACGCCAGCAACCCUUACCACCAGGAUGGCGGCUACUACGAAGGCCAUGAACAGCAACAAGACGGUUACUAUCAAGAUGGUUACUACGAGCAGGGCUACGACCAGGGUGGCUAUGGCGCUGGCGGCCAGCGUCGUGGAGGCUCCGAGGAUGAUUCGGAGACCUUCAGCGACUUCACUAUGAGGUCCGACAUGGCCCGUGCUGCCGAUAUGGACUACUACGGUCGGGGCGAUGAGCGGUACAGCGGUUACCAAGACGGUCAGGGUGGCCGUGGCUACCGCCCGCCCUCCUCACAGAUCUCAUACGGCGGCAACCGCUCGUCAGGCGCUUCCACUCCCAACUACGCCAUGGACUACGGCAACGUUCUUCCGGCCGGCCAGCGCUCUCGGGAGCCCUACCCUGCCUGGACAUCCGACGCCCAGAUUCCUCUUUCCAAGGAGGAGAUUGAGGACAUCUUCAUUGACCUGGCCAACAAGUUUGGUUUCCAGAGGGACAGUAUGCGCAACAUGUACGACCACCUUAUGACGUUGCUUGACUCCCGAGCUUCCCGCAUGACCCCAAACCAGGCUCUGCUCUCGCUGCACGCCGACUACAUCGGCGGAGACAACGCAAACUACCGGAAAUGGUACUUCGCUGCCCAUCUCGAUCUCGACGAUGCUGUUGGGUUUGCCAAUAUGAAGGGUUCCAAGUCUAAGAAGAAGGCCAGCAAGAAGAAGAAGGGCGCUGAGGAGGAGCAGACUCUUGAGGAUCUCGAGGGGGACAACUCUCUCGAGGCUGCCGAAUUCCGCUGGAAGACACGGAUGAACCGCAUGUCACAACACGACCGCGUGCGACAGCUGGGUCUCUACCUGCUGUGCUGGGGUGAAGCCAACCAGGUCCGUUUCAUGCCCGAGUGCCUCUGCUUCGUUUUCAAGUGCGCCGACGACUACCUGAACUCGCCGGCCUGCCAGAACUCGGUGGAGCCUGUACCUGAGUACUGCAGAGACCAGGGUUACGAAAUUCUGAACGGUGUCUACGUCCGCCGCGAGCGCGACCAUCACAAGAUCAUCGGCUACGAUGAUUGCAACCAGCUCUUCUGGUAUCCCGAGGGUAUCGAGCGCAUCGUCCUGGAGGAUAAGUCCAGGCUGGUCGACGUGCCACCGGCCGAGCGGUAUCUGAAGCUCAAGGAUGUUGCCUGGAAGAAGUGUUUCUUCAAGACGUACAAGGAGACGCGUUCUUGGUUCCAUCUGCUCGUCAACUUCAAUCGCAUCUGGGUCAUUCAUCUGACAGUCUGGUGGAUGUUCACCACGCACAAUACACCGGAGCUGCUGGUUCCCAACUACGAACAGCAGGUCAAUCAGGAGCCCCCCGCUUCCGCCCAGUGGGCCAUUGCUGGUUUCGGUGGUGGUAUCGCGUCUAUGAUCCAGAUCUUGGCCACCCUCGCUGAAUGGGCUUACGUUCCCAGGAGGUGGGCUGGAGCUCAGCAUCUCACCAAGCGUCUCCUGUUCUUGAUCGUGGUCUUCAUUAUCAACGUCGGCCCCGGUGUCUACGUCUUCCUGCCACAGGAUACCGUAGCGGAUUACAAUGCCCACCAGAAUUCCACGAUCUCGCUGGUUCUUGGCAUCGUGCAGUUCUUCGUCGCCAUCGCUACCUUCAUCUUCUUCGCCAUUAUGCCUCUCGGUGGGCUGUUUGGCAGCUACCUGGUGAGCAAAAAAUCUCGGCGUUAUGUAGCCAGUCAGACUUUCACUGCAAGCUGGCCCCACCUCAAGGGCAACGACAUGGCCAUGUCUUAUGGUCUCUGGGCUGUUAUUUUCGGUGGCAAGUUUGGCGAGUCUUAUGGCUUCCUGACUCUCUCCUUCCGUGACCCGGUACGCUACCUGUACAUCAUGGACACUUCCAGUUGUCUGGGCGACAAGUAUAUUGGCACCGUUCUCUGCAAACACCAGCCGGCGAUCACUCUCGCACUGAUGGCCAUGACGGACUUGGUGUUCUUCUUCUUGGACACUUACCUGUGGUAUGUCCUGCUGAACGCUGUCGUCUCCAUUGCUCGGUCUUUCUAUCUCGGUUCUUCCAUUUGGACGCCGUGGAGAAAUAUCUACUCUCGUCUUCCCAAGCGCAUCUACUCCAAGGUGUUGGCAACUACGGACAUGGAGAUCAAGUACAAGCCCAAGGUUCUCAUCUCCCAGAUCUGGAAUGCUAUCGUCAUCUCCAUGUAUCGGGAGCACCUCCUGGCCAUCGACCACGUGCAGAAGCUCCUCUAUCACCAAGUGCCAAGUGAGCAGGAGGGAAAGAGGACGCUACGCGCUCCCACUUUCUUCGUGUCCCAGGAAGAUCACUCAUUCAAGACGGAGUUCUUCCCCAGCCAGAGCGAGGCGGAGCGCCGAAUCUCUUUCUUCGCGCAGUCUCUGUCGACACCCAUCCCGGAGCCGCUGCCUGUCGACAACAUGCCGACCUUCACUGUCCUGAUCCCUCACUACAGCGAGAAGAUCCUGCUGUCUCUCCGAGAGAUCAUUCGCGAGGACGAGCCGUACUCCCGUGUCACGCUUCUGGAGUACCUCAAGCAGCUUCACCCUCACGAGUGGGAUUGCUUCGUCAAGGACACCAAGAUCUUGUCCGAUGAGACUGCGCAGUACAAUGGUGAUGAGGAGAAGGCCGAGAAGGACACGGCCAAGAGCAAGAUCGAUGAUCUCCCCUUCUACUGCAUUGGCUUCAAGUCAUCUGCCCCCGAAUACACACUGCGAACUCGUAUCUGGGCUUCUCUGCGUUUCCAGACUCUGUACCGCACUAUCUCCGGUUUCAUGAACUACAGCCGUGCGAUCAAGCUGUUGUACCGUGUCGAGAACCCCGAGGUGGUGCAGAUGUUUGGUGGCAACUCUGACAAGCUGGAACGGGAGCUGGAGCGCAUGGCCCGUCGCAAGUUCAAGAUCUGCGUAUCCAUGCAGCGUUACGCCAAGUUCAAGAAGGAGGAGAUGGAGAAUGCUGAGUUCCUCCUGCGUGCCUACCCCGACCUGCAGAUUGCCUAUCUCGAUGAAGAGCCGCCCGCCAACGAGGGCGAAGAGCCCCGUCUGUACUCGGCACUCAUUGAUGGCCACUCCGAACUGAUGGAGAACGGCAUGCGUAAGCCCAAGUUCCGCAUCCAGCUGUCCGGCAACCCCAUCUUGGGUGACGGCAAGUCCGACAACCAGAAUCACUCCAUCAUUUUCUACCGCGGCGAAUACAUCCAGCUCAUCGAUGCCAAUCAGGACAACUACCUGGAGGAGUGUCUCAAGAUCCGCAGUGUCCUUGCCGAGUUCGAGGAGAUGAAGACCGACAACGUCUCGCCCUACACUCCUGGUGUUAAGAGCAACACGCCUGCCCCUGUCGCCAUUCUCGGUGCCCGUGAAUACAUUUUCUCAGAGAACAUUGGUAUUCUUGGUGACGUGGCCGCUGGAAAGGAGCAGACGUUCGGUACCCUCUUCGCUCGUACGCUGGCCCAAAUCGGCGGCAAGCUUCAUUACGGUCACCCUGAUUUCCUCAAUGGUAUCUUCAUGACCACCCGAGGUGGUGUCUCCAAGGCGCAAAAGGGUCUGCAUCUCAACGAGGAUAUUUAUGCUGGUAUGAACGCAGUCCUGCGAGGAGGCCGCAUCAAGCACUGUGAAUACUUCCAGUGUGGUAAAGGUCGUGACUUGGGCUUUGGAUCCAUUCUCAACUUCACCACCAAGAUCGGCACCGGUAUGGGUGAGCAGAUGCUCUCAAGAGAGUACUACUACCUCGGCACACAACUCCCGCUCGAUCGUUUCCUCUCGUUCUACUACGCCCACGCCGGUUUCCACGUGCAGAACAUGUUCAUCAUGCUUUCAGUUCACCUGUUCAUGAUCUGCCUGAUCAACCUGGGUUCGCUCAAGCACGAAACAAUCCCCUGUGAAUACAACAGCAACGUCCCCAUUACGGACCCGUUGUUCCCAACCGGGUGUGCCAACACGGUUGCCCUCACAAACUGGGUCUGGCGUUGUGUCAUCUCCAUCAUCUUCGUCAUCUUCCUCGCCUUCGUGCCCCUGGUCGUUCAGGAACUCACGGAGCGUGGCGUCUUGCGUGCAUCCACCCGUCUGGCCAAGCAGAUUUGCUCCCUGUCGCCUAUCUUUGAAGUUUUCGUCUGUCAGAUCUACGCGAACUCGGUCUCCAACAACUUGUCAUUUGGAGGUGCCAGAUAUAUCGGUACGGGUCGUGGCUUUGCCACUGCUCGCAUUCCCUUCGGCAUCCUGUUCUCUCGAUUUGCUGGCCCUUCGAUCUACUUUGGAGCCCGCAUGCUCUUGAUGCUGCUCUUCGCCACCUUGACGAUCUGGCAGGCUGCGCUGGUCUACUUCUGGAUGUCGCUCUUGGCCUUGUGUAUUGCGCCGUUCCUGUACAACCCACAUCAGUUCGCCUGGAACGAUUUCUUCAUCGACUACCGCGAGUUCCUACGUUGGCUCUCUCGUGGCAACUCCGUCUCGCACGCCUCGUCCUGGAUCUCCUACUGCCGCUUGUCUCGGACCCGACUUACUGGUUACAAGCGCAAGCUCGUAGGCGAGCCAUCUGGCAAGCUGUCGGCCGAUGUACCUCGUGCGCACAUUACUAAUGUGUUCUUCGCCGAGGUUCUCGGUCCGCUGCUGCUGGCCGUCGUCACUCUGAUUCCGUACCUGUUCAUCAACGCACAAACUGGCGUCCACAACACUGGAGGCGUGCUGAAGGACAACGAUACUUCGGCUACGGCAACUGCAUCACUGCUCCGUGUCGCCAUUGUGGCUUUUGGACCCAUCGGCAUCAAUGCCGGUGUGUGCGGUAUGAUGUUCUUUAUGGCAUGUCUCGCGGGUCCGCUCCUGAGCAUGUGCUGCAAGAAGUUUGGCAGCGUUCUGGCGGCCAUCGCGCACGCGCUCGCCGUCAUCAUGCUAUUAGUCUUCUUCGAGGUCAUGUACUUCCUCGAGGGGUUCAACUUCACCAAGACCAUCAGCGGCAUGAUCGCGGUGGUUGCCAUCCAGAGAUUCCUUAUGAAGCUGAUCAUCACCUUCGCCCUUACGAGAGAGAUGAAGACUGAUCAGGCUAACAUUGCCUUCUGGACGGGCAAGUGGUACUCUAUGGGCUGGCACACUGUUUCCCAGCCGGCCCGUGAAUUCCUCUGCAAGAUCACCGAGCUGUGCUUCUUUGCUGGUGACUUCAUCUUGGGGCACACCCUGCUGUUCAUAAUGUGUCCAGUCAUCCUCAUCCCCAAGGUGGACAUGCUACACUCCAUUAUGCUCUUCUGGCUGCGGCCGAGUCGGCAAAUUCGGCCACCCAUCUACUCCCUUAAGCAGUCGAAGCUGAGGAGAAAGAGAGUGUUCCGCUACGCGGUGCUCUACUUCGCGCUGCUGGUUCUCUUCUUGGCACUGCUCAUCGCCCCCUCGAUUGUUGGCAAGUACGUGCCAAGCUCGAUUGAGAGCAUGCUUGAGAGCACCGGCUUGGUGCAACCCACAGGGCAGGACAACAACGAUACUAUCGGUCAUACGCAGACCGGUACGGGUGCUGCUGACUACUCUGGGGCCUUGUUGACGGUGACAGCAUCGGCGUCUGCCACAGCUUCGUCAUCGUCCAAUGCCAAGCUGAAGCUCUUCUAAGAUGAUGUGGAAUGUAUCAUAAAACAUAAAAGUGCAGAAGAGAGGGGAGUGGGCAAAUGGCAAGGGGGGGCCGGGGGAGGCUUCGCACAUGGCAAGGUGUUGGCUGCUUUUCUACUUUUGCCCAAAGGUUUGGGCGGUGCAAAUUGUAUUGAUUUUAUUUGGCAAACUACACGGAAGGAGGGCCUCACAAGGCAUGGUAAAUGGUUCUUUAGAGACACGAGCCUGGGAUUCGGCACACAUUCUAGCUUCUUCCGUGUGGUUGUUCCAUUUCUGACCAGACCACCCACGGAUAGAGUUAAAUAGGCAUAAUUAAUUUCUUCGGUUUCCAUAUG
Cryphonectria parasitica EP155 is the source of this 6101-nucleotide messenger RNA. Its product is annotated as family 48 glycosyltransferase. NCBI's taxonomy places the organism in Eukaryota, Fungi, Ascomycota, Sordariomycetes, Diaporthales, Cryphonectriaceae. The transcript has 4 exons. Gene Ontology annotation, molecular function: 1,3-beta-D-glucan synthase activity. The record is from RefSeq and is a predicted model, not a curated record. Gene Ontology annotation, cellular component: plasma membrane; 1,3-beta-D-glucan synthase complex. The coding region runs from base 1 to 5769 and encodes 1922 amino acids. Gene Ontology annotation, biological process: (1->3)-beta-D-glucan biosynthetic process; fungal-type cell wall polysaccharide biosynthetic process.